Helianthus annuus (common sunflower) is the source of this 1545-nucleotide messenger RNA. RefSeq names its product 3-hydroxyisobutyryl-CoA hydrolase 1. Bases 236 to 1357 code for a protein of 373 amino acids. Gene Ontology annotation, molecular function: 3-hydroxyisobutyryl-CoA hydrolase activity. The record is from RefSeq and is a predicted model, not a curated record. The transcript has 14 exons. NCBI's taxonomy places the organism in Eukaryota, Viridiplantae, Streptophyta, Magnoliopsida, Asterales, Asteraceae. Gene Ontology annotation, biological process: L-valine catabolic process.
AUCCGCCAACAGAUUACACCAAACGUAAGACGAUAUUUCAAUUGAAAAUUCAAAGAAAAGCGGUAAUCAUUGAUUCAUCUAUUUAUUUAAUACAAAUCGACGCCGGACAACCUAAUAAAGUUAUAAAACAAAAUUAAAGUAGUUGUGGUCUUAGCCCAUUUUACCGAUGAUGAUCAUCUGGUGCUAACACUCGUCGUUAAUAAAUAACAGUUACGGUUCUCUGUGUAUCAUCAUCAUGGCGCCAACAAGUCAGGUAUUGGUUAAACAGACAUCAAAUGUGAGAACCAUCAUAUUAAACAACCCUCAGCAACUAAACGCGCUUACCCCUGAAAUGGCAUCCCAGAUCUUGGAACUCUUAAAUACCUAUGAAGAGGAUCCCAGUGUCAAGCUGGUAAUUGUAAAGGGUGAAGGAAAGGCCUUUUGUGCUGGUGGUGCUGUUUCAGUUUUUCUUAAUGUUAGCUGGAAAGAAGCUGCAACUGUAUUCUAUACGGCAUAUACAUUGGAUUAUCUGAUUGCAACUUACGCCAAAACCCAGGUAUCACUUAUUAGAGGAAUUGUUAUGGGAGGUGGUGCAGCCUUUGCAGUACAUGGUAGAUUUCGAGUUGUUACAGAUGAUACGGUUUUUGCAAUGCCAGAGACUGCAUUAGGGUUAUUCCCAGAUGUAGGUGCCUCUUAUUACUUAUCAAGACUGCCUGGAUUCUUCGGGGAAUAUGUGGGUCUUACGGGUGCGAGAUUGGAUGGUGCUGAAAUGCUUGCAUGUGGUCUUGCAACCCACUUUAUCCCGUUAGAGAAAUUUUCCGCAUUAGAAGAUGCAUUAUGCAAAGCAAAUACGGGCGAUCCAAAAAUCAUCAACAAUAUUAUACAUGACUUCUCGAACAAAAAUCCUAAGUUAAAAGAAAAGAGUCAAUUUUUCCGGUUAAAAACCAUUAAUAGUUGUUUCUCUCGCAGAACUGUUGAGGAGAUUAUCUCUGCACUUGAGGAAGAGGCUGAUAAAAACAAGGAUGACUGGAUCUCAUGGACUAUCAAAACCUUAAAGAAAGCAUCACCAACAAGUCUCAAAAUUUCUCUUCGCUCUAUUAGAACUGGGAGACUUCAAGGCGUGGGUCAAUGUCUUAUUCGUGAAUACAGAAUGAGUUGUACCGUCAUACGAGGAAAAGUCUGCAGGGAUUUCUUUGAGGGAUGUAGGGCGUUGCUGGUCGAUAAAGAUAAAAAUCCGAAGUGGGAACCUUCAAAACUGGAGCUUGUGAGCAAGCAGAUGGUUGACUCUUACUUUGCACCACUUGAUGAUGAAGAUUGGGAAGACAUCAAACUCCCUGUUAGGCCAAACUUAACUUCUUAUGUCAUUUGUAAGCUGUGAGGGAAACCUGUGAUCUACCUUAUGAUGUUAGUAGCUCUAUAAUUAUGAUUAUUGAUGUCAAAAGGAUAAUCAGGUAAACUUCCUUUUGACAUGAUUCUCAUUGUAUUUGGAAUCUUUGGAAUCUGAUUUGUAUACACAUGUAUUUUAUCUACCAAAGGACUUUUAGCCUAGCGAUACUAAGGUGUGAA